Molecule: messenger RNA, 2050 nt
Organism: Exophiala xenobiotica
Lineage: Eukaryota; Fungi; Ascomycota; Eurotiomycetes; Chaetothyriales; Herpotrichiellaceae
Exons: 1
Coding region: 222-1880 (552 amino acids)
Biological process (GO): pseudouridine synthesis
Molecular function (GO): protein binding; RNA binding; pseudouridine synthase activity
Source: RefSeq, a predicted model, not a curated record
GUAAAUCCUGUGGCUGCGGCAGCGAAGAAAUUCCUCCCGGAAAAAAGUGUUACCCUAUGAUGCCCUGGAGCAACGACCGGUUGCAUAUGUAUCGUACACAAUAGACCAAAGGGGCAUUGUGCACAAUCUUACUCCUAGAAGUUAUUCCUGGCUCCAUCGCCACGGAUACUUGCCUAUCUGGCAAGCAAGGACGGUCUCCCAAGCCACCACCAAGUCCAGGCAUGGCCAUGAUGAGCACCGAGUUGCAACCUGACUCUUUCAACGAUGACAGGAAACAUCUACCACCUCCUCCGCCAGUUGCAAUAACACCUCCGGUCGAUCUACCUAAGCCAUACUACCUCGAAAAUGGCCUUCGCCGGGUUGCGCCUUAUCACUUCACAUACAAUACUUUCUGUAAACAACGGUGGAGGGGACGAGAGAUUCUCGACAUCUUUGCAGCAGAGUUUCGUGACCGGACUAAGCAAUAUUACAAGGAAGCGAUCGAGUCGGGGCAAAUCAUGAUCAAUGGCAAACCAUGUAAUGAUAUUCAUACCAUCGUUCAGAAUGGCGAUGUCAUCUCACACACCCUACACAGGCAUGAACCGCCGGUGACUGCGCAGCCCAUUCGGGUAGUACACGAAACGGACGAUAUGAUUGUGAUUGACAAGCCAGCUGGCGUGCCUGUUCAUCCUGCUGGCCGCUACAACCACAACUCGGUCGUCGAGAUCAUGAGGGCAGAGCGCCAUCUCGGGUUCAAACCUCUACCGUGCAACAGACUCGACCGGCUUACCAGCGGGAUUAUGUUCAUUGGCAAGACAAGCAAGGCAGCUGAGCACAUUAGCGAGAAACUUCGUGGACGAACAGUGCGCAAGGAGUAUGUUUCAAGGGUCAAGGGCCGGUUCCCGGAUGGAGAGGGUUGGGACGGUGAUCCAAUGCGAGGCGGUGUCGUUAUAUGCGAAGAGAGCAUUCUGCAGAUCAGCCCUAUCGUCGGCCUCAACAGAGCAAGAGCAAGUGGCAAGUCUGCAAAGACACUGUUCAGGAGACUAGCAUACUACCCUACUCACAGGCGGCACGAUACGAGUCAGUCACGUUUGACGGAUGCCUCGAACGGCGCCCAAGUGGCCCAGCCUGCGCCAGCAAUUUCUGGAACCGAAAAUGAAGGCUACAGUAUUGUUCAUUGUCUACCUCUGACAGGGCGGACACAUCAGAUCCGAGUGCAUCUACAGUUUCUUGGACAUCCGAUCACCAAUGACCCUAUCUACAGCAACCGAGCAGUAUUCGGAGCAAACCUCGCGAAAAACGAGUCAACUGGCGACAACGAUGCCGAAAUCAUAGCGAGACUGAAGAAGAUUGGAAAGACUGAGGUGUCGGACUCAAUAUCAUACGAGCAGCAGCGACUUGCGAAGGUCGUAGAGCAGACGCAGCAGACGACAGUAUCGGAAGCAGCAGUGAAGCCAGACUUCAAACCAUUACCAGAAGGCACCUUGCAUGCUGGACCCCUCCCUAAAUCCGGGGAAGAUUCUAUGCAUGAUGAUCCUCAAUACGGAGCCCUAAUCAAAGCACACGACGACAUGGUAGCGGAUUAUAACAAGCGGAAAGGCGAAAAGAUGACCGGAGAGAAAUGCUCUGUAUGCGACACUCCGCUUUACUCCGAUCCUGGACCACAUGAACUAGGCAUAUAUCUGCACGCACUGUCAUAUGCAGAUCUGACCGUCGGUAGCUGGAGCUACCGUAGUCCUGUCCCCCAGUGGGCUCUACCUCCAGAUGGGUACGAUGGGCCGAGAGAUAUUGGCGAGUGGGAGUAUCGAGGAGAUGAGGUGCUGGAUAUAGGUGACGAGAAGGAGGAUGAGCAAACAAAGAAUGUUCGAGGCGCGAAAAGGAACAAGGGUGAAGAAGUGUGAGAACCUUGUCACCAACGAGUCGUGGAUGUACAGAACGAUGAAAGAAGUGAAAGAAGCCUUGCUCACGACCCAGCGGAUGCCAGCCGUACUAGGUCAAUCGGUUGUAGACGAGCAUUCUGAGAUUGGUGCUCUGUAUGCCUCAUGUGCACCGUACAAGCCUAGUGAGCCCC